CACUCCGCCAGGAUGGGAGCUGCCAGCGGGCAGGACUUCUCCUUCAAGGCGAUGCUGACACUCAGCUGCCUCAGCCUGGCCUGCUUCCCUGGGGCCGCGUCCACAGCGGCAGCCCAGUGCCCUGACCGGAGCCCCGAGCUGCAGCCCUGGAACCCUGGCCACGACCCGGACCACUAUGUGUACAUCGGCCGGGGCAGGACCCUGCUGCUCACCUCGUCUGCCACGGUGAACUCCAUCCACGUCUCAGAGGGAGGAAAGCUAGUCAUUAAAGACCACGAGGAGACCAUUGUUCUGCGUGCCCGGCACAUCCUGAUUGACGAUGGUGGAGAGCUGCAUGCCGGGAGUGCCCUCUGCCCGUACCAGGGCAAUUUCAGCAUCGUUCUGUACGGAAGGGCUGAUGAAGGUGUUCAGCCAGACCCUUACUUUGGCCUGAAGUACAUCGGGGUUGGCCCAGGAGGCACGCUUGAGUUACACGGACAGAAAAAGCUCUCUUGGACAUUUCUGAACAAGACCCUUCACCCAGGCGGCAUGGAGGAGGGAGGCUAUUUUUUUGAAAGGAGCUGGGGUCACCGUGGAGUCAUUGUUCACGUCAUUGACCCCAAAUCAGCGACAGUCAUCCAUUCGGAUCGGUUUGACACCUAUAGAUCCAAGAAAGAGAGCGAACGUCUGGUCCAGUACUUGAAUGCGGUGCCCGUGGGUAGGAUCCUUUCUGUGGCAGUGAACGAUGAGGGGUCUCGGAACCUGGACGACGCGGCCAGAAAGGCCAUGACCAAACUGGGCAGCAAGCACUUCCUACACCUUGGAUUCAGACACCCUUGGAGCUUCCUAACUGUGAAAGGAAAUCCCUCUUCUUCAGUGGAAGACCAUAUUGAAUAUCACGGACACCGUGGCUCCGCGGCUGCCCGGGUGUCCAAAGUGUUCCAGACGGAGCACGGCGAGCAUUUCAACGUCUCUUCCUCCAGCGAGUGGGUUCAAGAUGUGGAGUGGACAGAGUGGUUCAACCAUGACAAAGUGUCACACACUCAAGGUGGGGAGAAAAUUUCAGACCUCCGGGUAGCUCACCCAGGAAAAAUCUGCAACCGCCCCGUUGAUAUACAGGCCACGACAGUGGAUGGAGUUAACCUCACCACCGAGGUUGUCUACAAAAAAGGCCAGGAUUAUAGGUUUGUGUGCUACGAGCGGGGCCGAGCCUGCCAGACCUACCGUGUGCGGUUCCUUUGUGGGAAGCCUGUGAGGCCCAAACUCACCGUCACCAUCAACACCAACGUGAACAGCACCAUCCUGACCCUGGAGGACGAUGUUCGGUCAUGGAAGCCCGGAGACACGCUGGUUGUUGCCAGUACUGAUUACUCCAUGUACCAGGCAGAAGAAUUCCAGGUGCUUCCCUGCAAAGCCUGUGCCGCCAACCAGGUCAGAGUGGCAGGGAAGCCGCUGUACCUGCACAUCGGGGAGGAGAUAGAUGGUGUGGACAUGAGGGCUGAGGUCGGGCUCCUGAGCCGGAACAUCGUGGUGAUGGGGGAGAUGGAGGACAGAUGUUAUCCUUACAACAACCAUGUCUGCAACUUCUUCAACUUCGACACCUUCGGGGGCCACAUCAAGUUCGCACUGGGCUUUAAGGCUGUGCACCUGGAGGGCGUGGAGCUGAAGCACAUGGGACAGCAGCUGGUGGGGCAGUACCCCAUUCACUUCCACCUGGUGGGCGACGUGGACGAGAAGGGAGGCUACGACCCGCCCACGUACGUCCGCGAGCUCUCCAUCCACCACACAUUUUCUCGCUGUGUCACCGUGCAUGGCUCCAAUGGCUUGUUGGUGAAGGACGUGGUGGGCUAUAACUCCCUGGGCCACUGCUUCUUCACGGAAGACGGGCCAGAGGAACGGAACACCUUCGACCACUGUCUCGGCCUCCUCGUCAAGUCUGGAACCCUCCUCCCCUCCGACCGUGAUAGCAAGAUGUGCAAGACCAUCACGGAAGACUCCUACCCGGGGUACAUCCCCAAGCCCAGGCAGGACUGCAAUGCAGUGUCCACCUUCUGGAUGGCCAACCCCAACAACAACCUCAUUAACUGUGCAGCUGCGGGGUCUGAGGAGACCGGGUUCUGGUUCAUCUUCCACCACGUGCCGACAGGCCCCUCGGUGGGAAUGUACUCCCCAGGUUAUUCAGAGCACAUUCCACUGGGAAAAUUCCACCAUAACCGAGCACAUUCCAACUACCGGGCUGGCAUGAUCAUAGACAACGGGGUCAAGACUACUGAGGCCUCCGCCAAGGACAAGCGGCCCUUCCUCUCCAUCAUCUCUGCCAGGUACAGCCCACACCAGGAUGCCGACCCGCUGAAACCCCGGGAGCCCGCCAUCAUUAGACAUUUCACCGCCUAUAAGAACCAGGACCAUGGGGCCUGGCUGCGCGGCGGGGACGUGUGGCUGGACAGCUGUCGGUUUGCUGACAAUGGCAUCGGCCUGACCCUGGCCAGUGGUGGGACCUUCCCCUAUGAUGAUGGCUCCAAGCAGGAGAUAAAGAACAGCCUGUUUGUUGGCGAGAGUGGCAACGUGGGGACAGAGAUGAUGGACAACAGGAUCUGGGGCCCCGGCGGCCUGGACCACAGCGGGAGGACCCUCCCCAUAGGCCAGAAUUUUCCGAUCCGAGGAAUUCAGUUCUAUGACGGCCCCGUCAACAUCCAGAACUGCACUUUCCGCAAGUUUGCGGCCUUGGAGGGUCGGCACACCAGUGCCCUGGCCUUCCGGCUGAACAACGCUUGGCAGAGCUGCCCUCAUAACAACGUGACCAACAUUGCCUUUGAGGACGUCCCGAUUACUUCCAGAGUGUUCUUCGGAGAGCCCGGGCCCUGGUUCAACCAGCUGGACAUGGACGGGGAUAAGACGUCACUGUUCCAUGAUGUCGAUGGCUCUGUGUCCGAGUACCCGGGGUCCUACCUCACCAAGGACGACAACUGGCUGGUCCGGCACCCAGACUGCAUCAACGUCCCCGACUGGAGAGGGGCCAUCUGCAGCGGCCGCUACGCACAGAUGUACAUUCAGGCCUACAAGACUAGUAACCUACGGAUGAAGAUCAUCAAGAACGAGUUCCCCAGCCGUCCCCUGUACUUGGAGGGGGCCCUGACCCGGAGCACGCACUACCAGCAGUACCAGCCGGUUGUCACGCUGCAGAAGGGCUACACCGUGCACUGGGACCAGACAGCCCCCGCCGAGCUCAUCAUCUGGCUCAUCAACUUCAACAAGGGCGACUGGAUCCGAGUGGGGCUCUGCUACCCCCGAGGCACCACUUUUUCCAUCCUGUCGGAUGUGCACAACCGCUUGCUGAAGCAGACGGCCAAGACGGGCACCUUCGUGCGGACCUCACAGAUGGACAAGGUGGACCAGAGCUUUCCGGGCAGAAGCCAUUACUACUGGGACGAGGACUCAGGGCUGUUGUUCCUGAAGCUGAAAGCGCACAACGAGAGAGAGAGGUUUGCCUUCUGCUCCAUGCGAGGCUGCGAGAGAAUCAAGAUUAAGGCUCUGAUGCCCAGGAAUGCGGGCGUCAGCGACUGCACGGCCAGCGCCUACCCCAGGUUCGCCGAGAGGGCUGUCGUGGAUGUGCCCAUGCCUAGGAAGCUCCCCGGCUCUCCGCUGAAGACAAAGGACCGCUUCUUGGAGGUGAAGAUGGAAAGUUCCGGGCGGCGCUUCCUCCACCUCAUGAGCGACUUCGCGUACAUUGAAGUGGAUGGGAUGAAGCAUCCCAGUGCACAGGACGGCCUCCAGGUGGUGGUGAUCGACGGCAGUCGGGGCCACGUGCUGAGCGAGGCGAGCUUCCAGAACGCCAUUCUGCAGGGCAUCCCAUGGCAGCUGUCUGAGCACAUCGCGGCCAUCCCCGACAACUCCAUAGUGCUCAUGGUGUCCAAGGGAAGAUAUACCUCCAGGGGCCCCUGGACCAGAGUGCUGGAAAACCUCGGGGCACACAAGAGCCUCAAGUUGAAAGAGAAGAUGGCAUUCGUUGGCUUCAAAGGGAGCUUCCGGCCCACCUGGGUGACUCUGGACACGGACGACUACAAGGCCAAGAUCUUCCAAGUGGUGCCGAUCCCCGUGGUGAGGAAGAAGCAGCUGUGAGGAGGCCUGCUCGCGGUGCCGCCGCCCUGUGCGGUGACGGCAGACCCCAGUGG
Molecule: messenger RNA, 4151 nt
Organism: Odobenus rosmarus divergens (Pacific walrus)
Lineage: Eukaryota; Metazoa; Chordata; Mammalia; Carnivora; Odobenidae
Gene: CEMIP
Product: KIAA1199 ortholog
Exons: 28
Coding region: 13-4098 (1361 amino acids)
Source: RefSeq, a predicted model, not a curated record